Molecule: messenger RNA, 11787 nt
Organism: Gryllus bimaculatus (two-spotted cricket)
Lineage: Eukaryota; Metazoa; Arthropoda; Insecta; Orthoptera; Gryllidae
Source: the annotation of a GenBank genome assembly
UUGUUGGAGAUUUCGGCCUGAACAUCCAGAGUGUUGGAUUUUUUAAAUAAACAAUUGUAACAGAUCCCUACGCGGCAGCCAUUUUGAUGAAAAUUUCUGACAAUAGUCUUGUGUUGUAUUAGAAUAUGUGAAACUCCAAUUAAUUUUUGUUGAUUCCCUUAAUUUAUUGAUUUUAUUUUGUAUUUUGGAAUGUAGAGCAAGUGUCAAACAAUUAACAAAGUUCUUACGUGUAUUGUACAUGCUAGGUUAAUAAUUAUAUAUUCUUUCAAUGUGGGAAAAGAUAAGAGUUAAAAAUAGAAUCAUCCUGUUAAAUCUCUUUGCUUAGAGAUAUGCAAUGGAGAAUGAUGAAAGGAAGCUGAAUAUGUUUGUACAGCAGUAUGCCACUAGAUCAUUGGUAGGUGAAAUGGCAAUAUUGUUUUUGAGUCAUUACGAAUGGUGGACAUCAGAGAAGAAAAUAUAUCCCACAUCAAAAUGAAGAGAAAAUGUAUUUGGGAGUAAGAGUCAAUUAAAGAUGUAUUCUUCUCCUGAAAUCCAUUUUUGUGAAAUUUGGACUGCAACACUCAGCUGAAGAAUUUAUGACAGAUUGUUGUUGAAAUGUGUUUGGCUGGAAAUGGAUUUAUUUUGUAGAGGUGUAAUUUCGGCCGAUUGAUGUUGGAAAUGAGCAGGUACUGCAACGGCCAUGCCCAAGUGGCUGAUGGUAUGGCUACCAAAAAAGAACACAAGAUAAGAAAAGGCAAAAUGGUUCCAAAUAAAGAUGAUAUUACUACCCCUUCAUCCAUGCUAGUUGAUGACAGAGUGAAGUUUUCUGACAAGUUGAAAGCUCUUCUUAAAAAUGGAGCAUCUUUGAAAGAAGAACAUGUUAUUGAUGACCCAUAUACUUUUAGUGAACCUGAACCUCAAGCACUACGACUUUAUCAAAAGUCUAGUGUCAGUAAUUCAUAUACUAAGAAGUGUAGUGCUAUAAACAGAAUUUGUCAAGUGACAGGAAGGAAUUCAAAACUCCCAGUGACUGAUAUAGGUGAAACAAAGGUGAAAGUGGAAAAUGUGAAAAUGGCAAGACUUUUACCAUCUGUGACCUCUCCUAUUACAGACCAAUUGGCUACAGGGAAUAGAGUUACUGAUCAUAGAGGUUUGGAUGAUGAAAAUUCUAAAACCAUUAGUAAACUCCACACAAAGGUAUCCCACAAUAAAGUUGUUGGAAAACACAAGAAGGUGAGAUCAUCUAGUCCUUGUCAGGAAGCUGUGCUAAGUGCUAAAAGACGUGAGCGUAGCCUUCUGGAAGAACAAUUGUUAGGACUUGGUUCUGAUGUAACUAUUAAAAAGGAGCCGAAUAGUGUAUCAUGUACUUCAUGGCACAAAACACAAGCCACAAGUCCUUCGCAAACUAAUGUGAUAAUGCUGCCUUCCAAAAGGCAGCAGAGGAGACCUUUGCCAAAGUUUCUUCAAGAGAAUUUGGAUGAGAAAUUGCAGCAAGUGCAGGUAGCUCAUAAUUCUCUCUUGGACUACAAACAGGAUCUUUUUCCAUUAGGAGUGGAGGUUUCAGAUAGUGAGGAAAGUGAUCUUGAAGAAGAGACAAGUAUUUUUCAACGGCAUUGGUUCUCAGGCUGUGGAGAGCCAGGUGUGUGUGGUACUAGUGAUAGUGAAGGACAAAGAGAAGGACGUUUGGCACAGUUGCGUUCAGAAAUGCGUCGAAAGUUGGGACAGAUGUGGGCUGGUAUGCCUGUACACCAUGCAGGUGUUUUGGUUGGUGCUCUUGUACAGUCAGCACGCACACAUCCUACACAGUCAGCUUUACUUCUUCAAGCAGGGAGACGACAUUGGCGUCAGUCAAAACACAAUAGAUCUAAGCUGACAAUGCUUGUUAAACGGGUUUGUAGCUAUCGCAAGGGUGAAUCAGAUGCAUGUUCUAAUCUGGCACUUCCGUGCACACAACAUUGUGUUCGUCAUAUUAUGUACAAUGUGGACCAAUUGUUAUAUGAGCACUGUACUGCAAAGUUUUCUGACAAUACUCAGUGCUGUGUUCCUGUAUUUGAUGUGUGUCAUGAACUGCCUUUAUGUUUGGAACAUGCCAGAAAGAGGGAUAAUUAUGAUAGAAUGUGUGCAGAAACUAAACCAAAGAAGGUACGGAAGAAGGCUAAACCUUCUGCCAUGACUCGACCAAGUAAACGUGGUAAGAAGAAACGACGUAUGAAUAGAUAUUCAGAGCCGUGUUCAGUGGAUAGUUCAAGUCAGCAGUUAGGCACUCCUAGUGAGUGUCCAAAUCCACAGUAUGAACAUAGCUCUGAAACAGAUAAUAAUGGAGGAGAAAAUUCUUCUCCAUCUGAAAGUUUUGAAACAUACAUUAAAGAGGAGCCUGUGGAAAUCCCAACACCUGAGCCUGCAGUUUUGCCUGAGGCAGAGGCAUCAGUGCCAGAUGUGCAAGUUGUGGAGGAGGAAGUGGUACUGAGCAUGGCAGAAGAACUUCCUCUGGAUCCUGUAGAGUUGGCCAAUCAAGCUUCUCGUCUUCUUGAAGAGCAUGAUCUUACCAAUGUUUUAAAUCAAAUUCCAGCAGAUGCAUUUAAUGACCUAUUUACUGAAGAUAAAAAUGGUGAAUAUGAGCCAACAAGAGAAGAAACAGAAGAAUUGGAGAGAGCUUUAGAAGCAGUUGAUAAGGAUGUGAAGUCCCUAGAGAAACUGUCGCAAACUCAGGGUUUACUGGAUUCCUUGACAGAUGAGCAUGCGCUACUCCAGACUUUAGCCCAAUUGCCUGAGGUGCCUGCACUCACUGUGCCAGGUAUUGUACCUGUGUUCACAUCAUACCACAAUGGUUUUGUUGUUAAUUCACACAGUUCAUCUUCAAUGGACAAUAAGAAUAUGGUGGCACAUUCGUCAGAAUCUCCAUCGGUUCUUCCGUAUCCUACCAUAUCAAUUCAGACUCAGACAGACAUGCCUUCUUAGCAGUCUCUGUCAGUUGUGACUCUGUGUGAACAGUCACCAAUGUCACCACAAACGUUGUUUGACACAUCUUAAGCAUUUAGUGAGAUAAUGUGUGGACAGUCACUUUGUGUUGAGUCGAUGAACUAGAACUGACUUAUUGGUCAUGCCCUGGAAUCUAAAUGUAUAGUAGUGUAGAAGUGUUCAGCAAUGUAUCUUCCUCACAACUCAUUUACAUUUUUCACAAAAAUUAUUUUUAUUCAAAGAAUUUGUAUAAUUUAUGGGAUGAACUUCGUGUGAAUAUCACAUGCCAAAUACUGAUUUAAGAUGCAGUGUAACAAACGGUUAGAAGAUCAUUGUGAGAGCAUUAAUGAAUGAAAUGAGGGGUGAAGAUAUGGGACUGUUGUGUUUAAAAUAGAAUGUAUGUAAAAUUUUGUUCUGCUGGUGGCAAUAUGUGUAUUCAUUUUGGUGUAACUUCUAGUAUUAAAUUUUGUAAAAGUUGAGUAGAAUCAACUGAACAUUUUAGUCAUUGUUUUAGGUAUAUCACUUGUUCAAAAUUACAUAUCUUAAUACCUCUAAGGGAGGUAGUGUUAUGCAUGAAUAGAUUGAGAUAGGAUCUAGGACAUGUGAAACACUUGCAGUUUGGCACAUUCAUAUUAUCGUAGACAUUGCUGUAAAUAUACAGUUAACCACAUAUUAAUACUUACAUAUUUUUUAUUGUAAUAUAUAAAUCGUGUGUAUGAAGAAAUUUUGAAUCGAAUGUUGAAAAUAAGUAUCUGAAGAAAUUGCUAGACAUCUUAUUUUGAUAAAUUUGACCAUGCUGGUUUUAAAUUUCAGAUAUUGAGAAGUGCAUCUCAAGCUCUGCACUUUCAAAUUGAUUAUUUUAAUGGCACUGAUUUAUGGGGUUGUGAAGGAUGCUAUGCUUAUGUGCAAAAGCAGUUCUUGUGUGAAGUGAAUUAAAUGUUUGUGUCGAUGAAACUGAAGUAAAUGGCAGAGAGCAAGUUACAGAUUUAAAAUAUAUUCAAAUCAGUUUUUCUUCCUUAAAAUUCAUUGCAAUAUUGGUUGUUAUCAUGUAAGUGCUUUGCAAACCAGGUGAUCAGUUUUGGUUCAAAGCAGAUACGUUAUGUUAUAUUUUUUGGUCUGCAACUUUUAACCUUAGUUCCAGCAUAUGUUCAAUGCUUUUGAAAGUUCAUUCCUUCAUGUUUUGUUAAUGAAAAUUGGAUGAGGUUUAAAGGGGUUUAAUGAGUGUCCUUGCCAAAAUAUUUUAUUUACAUAAAUAAAUGAAGAUGCAAUCAUUUCAGAGAAAACUUGAUCAAAACAUUUUGUGUUAUAAUUUGUAUUAGUAUUCUAAUAGGUUUUAUUGAAAAAAGGAUAGUGUGUCAAUUAAAAGAAGUAAAUAAAAAGUUGUGAAAUUUAAAAAAAAGUCAAGAGAUUGAUUGUUUGGCCGAUAUGUGUUAGCAAAGAUAUUGGUGUGGUUUUCAAGAAUCAUAGUGUGCCUAAUUUUUAAUGCAGGUACUAGACAUUGCUUUGAGGUGCAUUUUCCAUUGUUGUGUAAUGGAAUUUUGAUUUGUGUGAAUGUAUGAGUGUAUGUAUAAAUUCUCUAUUCCUAGAACAAAAAAAUUGACAUUAAAGUGUGUGACUUUUUUCUCUCCCUUUAUUGUAUCAGAUGUUUUACAUACUUUAACAAUGUAAGUUUAUUAUUGUAGAUACAUUGAAAGUAGAGGUCUAUUUAUAUUAAUGCAUUUGAAAGCUGACAUUAAUGUUUUGCUCUUAUUCUCUCUGAAGUGUUUGAUAUUUGAUUGUUGUCAUGAUAAUUCAUUUGUUGGAUUUAUUUGUUCUGAUGCAAGGUAUUCUAUAAACCACCUUCAUUGAAUCAUUUGUAUCAUUGUAAUAACAUUUUAUUGUUGAAAUGAUAUUAUUAUAUGAAUGUAUUGUGAUUCUUAAAAAAUAAUGUUGGAAAAAAACCUGUAUCUCCAACAAGAUUUUACAAGUAAAGUUAUUACCAAUGAUUUUGUUAGUGCAUUUGUAGAUUUCCAUGGUCAAAUGUGAGGCAGCUUCUAUAUUUAUUUUUUUAUGAACUGGUGAGAUGUGUAUUGAUUUUUGUAUCACCUAAACUUGGUUGUUUAUAUUUGUGUCCGCUGAAUGUGAAGACUUUGUAAUAAGAAAUUCCUCUCUAAGCGUAGAAGUGCAAAGAGAUUAUUGUAUAUUGUAAGUUCGAUUUUUAUUUGGGAAUUAUGAAAUACAGUAAAAUGUAAUUAGCUGCCAGCAUCUUAAAAUUCUUUGGAGUUCAGAUAUUGUUUCAAGAGAGUUCAUUGUCAAUUUAAUAUUGAAUAUUUCUUGAGCAUAUUAUCAAAUUGAAUGUUGAAUGUAAACUUCUAAGGAAUAUCUGUUGAAGAAUGACUUGAAACACGCUUUGCUUGUACAGUUGUGCAGGUCAGUAUUCUUUUCACUCCUCGUUGAAUGUGAUCUCAAUUUUUGCAGUUUUUUGAAGAAAAAAUUAUUUAGAUCACCAGAGUACAGAACAAGAAUCCAAUUUAUUAUAUUCCAAAAUAAAAUGGAAUGCAAUUAACAGUAAAUACUUUUAUGACUUUAUUUCAAAUUGGUUAGGUUUUUUGCACCUUAAUAUAAGUUAUGCAGUAACUAAUUUGUUCUGUGUACUUGUAUGUAGGGGAUUAAAAAUGGCAUUGGCAUAGUGCAAUGAUAUUUAAUGGAAACUGGUGAUUUUUUCUUGCAUUUUCUCUUGUUGUAUUUUAGACAACUCAAUGACCUAAGUAAAGUUAAUGAAGUGUGGAUAGAUAUUCUGCUGAAUGUCUGAAGGUUUUUUUCUCCUGUAGGUUUGGUACUUCCUUUGCUGAUCCUGUGUUAUAUGUUCUAGUCAUUUACAUCUCACUAUUUAUUUUGUGGAAGAUGUGUCCCUUUUUAAGUCUUUAUGUUAAUGUCAUGUCAUAUUAAGUUACUUCAAUUAUUGUAAACAUCAUAAUUUUGAGUAUGUACUGUUAGUCUAGUCCUCAAGAACAUAUGUAUCAUAACAUAUGAACAUGUAGUGGUUGGAACUUUGACAAAUUAUAUUGAAAAGAGCUGAUUACAAAUUAAUUGAUGUUAGAUUUUUGGGAGUCUUCAGUAUAUUGAAGAUAACAUCAUUCAUAUUUGGUUGUAAUAGAUUAAGAAUUGUCAGUGUCUGGGAAAGAAAGUGUGCAUUUUUGUUUCAUUUAUGAAAAAUCCCAGUUACUUGCAGUAGAAAGAUGUAAAAUUUGUUAUCACAUAACAUGCUUGACCUGAUUCUUUCAGCCAAACAGCUGAGAAAUUUAAUGUCGCUCAUAAUUUCUGAAUAAGAAAUGUUUUUAAUAUGUUAAAACUUGCCAUGUAUUAUCUUUAGUGAGAUUUUUAAUUUUGCACAUAUCAGGUAGUCAUCAGUUUGUUGUCGUGUGAACAUGCGUAUCUCCAUAUGUUAAUUGCAGUUGAUACCUGAUAUUAAAAACAUUUCUAAAGUUGAGUUUGCACAUGGAGUUGACAAUUUUGGGUAACUGGAAAUUCUUUCAAUAUUAUCCAUUUCUUUCUUAAAUUGUUUGUAUUAUCUUGAAAUGCUUUAGUACUCCAUGACAGAUGUCAAAUGUGUGUAUAGCUUUAGUUUUUUAUGACAUGCUUUUGCAUAUUGUUUGAAGGCUGAAUUUCUGAUGUGAUUUGGGGUGAAGUCUACCUCUGUGUCUAAAUAAGAUCACAUUUGUGAAUGGAGAGGAAAAUACUGAUUUAAGAACAAAAUAAUUGCUCACUGAAUGUGUGCUAUUGCUUGUUUAUGUACCUUACAUGAUUGGGAGCUUUGCAUUUCAGGUCAAUAAGUAGAUUAUAAUGUUGUGUUUUGUAUUUUUCUUGUAUGGAAAGAUUAGAUUAAAAUUGUGGUGCAUUUGUGAGGUGUGUUCUGUUCCAAAGAUGUCCGGUGGAACUCAUGAAACUCAUUCCAUUAUAGUUUUAUCUUUUUAUUAUUAAAGCAGUUAUUAUUUUUGUACCUCUAUUUCAUAUAACAUUAUUAUUACUCUUCAGAAUAACUUAAAUUAAAUAAUUUUCAAAAUCAAUUCUCACCUGCAAAUUAGUGACCUAAUGUCAGUUCUUUAAGAAUUGUAAUGUGGGAGAUUCAUAUCUUAUAAAAGAUACACGUUUUAUAAUAUUAUUUAAGAAAAAUUGUAAUGCCAUUAUUAUUUAAUAAACAAUUAGUUUUCAAUUUUAUCAAUUGAAUUCAGGUUAAUGACAAUGGGUUAAUGGUUAAAAUAUGCCCUGUUGUCCUUAAUUACUUUAGAUAUGUAUGUUUGUAAUUUAAAGAAGAAGAUAACUUUCUGUAAUAGGUAGAAAAUUAUUGUAAUGAAAGGAAUAUAUGAGAAACAUGUAUUUUAGGUCAUUGAUAAAAAAAUCUAUAAAAUUGCAUGUUUCUCAGAAUAAGAUUUGCUUUUAUGAUGAUGCUUCUUCUUCUUUCUUUGUUGGGUGUGUCGCAUGAUUGUGUUUGCAAUUUAAAAUUGGAUGAGAAUAAUUGUUAGAAUUUUAUAUUUAUGCUUCUCUAAAUUAUAUGCUUAUUUAAUAUCAAUUAAGAAGACUGUAUACAGAAAUGUGUAGCUUUUUAAUGUGUAGUUUAUUAUAGAGUUUCAUCCCACUAAAUAUUUUUAGCGCAUUAAUAGGUACUGAGGUACCACUUAUAUUUGAUUUUAGAUGAUAAUUUACAUUGGAUUGUCAUAGUGCUUUAUGAUUUAAUAUGUCGGUUAGGUGGGUUUUUGUGUAAUUGACUAAUGUUGGACUGGAGACACCAAUGCAAGAAAGAAGAUUGAGUAUUUUUUGCAUUUGGAGAUGGGCAUUUGAAAUUGUAUAUAGUAAAUGUUUCAAGAAAAGGCAAUGGAGAAUCUCAGUUUUUGUGAUAGUGACUGUCCUGGAAUCCAAGUCUCUUUCAUGUGAAAAAAUACCUAAUUGACUACCUGGAUUUUCUGUUUAGUCUGUGUCAUUGUGUGUCAACUAGCAGUUAUAAAGAAAUGUUUAAGCAGCCAGGGAAUUGAAGCACUGCAUUGUGACCUAAACAGCUUGCAGAUUAGCCAGUUUUUUAAACACAUAUUGAUUCUGUGUAUAUAAUGAGACGCAUGUACAUUUUUUUAAAGCCAAUUUGUAUUUGCAUGUAUUCAACUGUUAUGUAUAUGUUUGAUGUUCAGAGAUGUCCAUGGUUGACAAAUAUGAACUAUAAAUUAAACAGUAUUAUAGGUUUACAAUUUAUUUUGUUUUUUCUUUCCCUUUUCUUUUCAUUUGAAUUUUGUCUUCUCCUUUGCAUUUGUAACCUCAUAGCCAUUAAUGCAUUAAACUGUGAGAGUUUAUGUAUGUGUACCUAAUACUCAUUCUCAUGCAGUCAAGGAGAUUUCAUGAACCUGCCAAACAUAGUGGAUAUGGGUUGCAUUAAAAUCAGGGGCAAAUCUCACAUAUAUAAAUGCAUGUAUUUCCAAUAUAUGCCCUUUCCCACUCUACAUUCUUUGACAAAAUGUGAUCAUUUUCAACCAUUCUACAUGCUUUAGAAGUUUGUAACAAGUAUUCUGAGAUUCCCUGUGUAUGUGUGUAUUCAUUUAUCUAUUUAUAGAUAGAUACGUACGUAUAUACAAACAAGCAAGAAACUUACUAAGUCCAAAAAGUUUUUCCAAAAUAAAUCAAGUUUAAAAUAAACAUGUUAAAUUUGUCUUCUCAAAAAAAUUUGAUUAAUAGGACAUAAAAGAUUUCUUUUACUAGCAUUUCAAUACAAUGCUUUUAAGUCACAAAAACAAUCAGGUCCAACAAUGCAUUUUUGUGUACAUUUUCACUGGUCUGUGACAUUGUUAAAAAAAUAAUAAUUGACAAUUUAGUCCUCCCAAAUUCCAGGACUUUUUCUAUUUUAAUAAUAAAAAAAUAAAUAAAAUAUGACUUGGCAAGUCCAAAACAUAAAAAAAUGGACUUAGUGAAUUUCAUUGUAUAACAAGAUGUGUUUGUGCAUUUGGUACAUAGGUAUAUAACAAAAAUUUGAAUUAAGCAAUGUGUGCAACUUAUAAUAAUUUUUGUUGAGGUUUCAUGAUCAUUGUUUGAAAACAUUUAUUAUUGCUUUCUGUUCAACACAGUCAUACAAAAAGGACAAAUUGAUACAACAAAAUUGUAGCAAUAAAUUUGUUAGGAAUAUUGGAAGGAUUUCUUAUAAAUCCUAGUAGGCUCUGUUCUCAAUGCGUCAUAAAAACAGAAUUCCAACUCUUGAAAUCCCCUCUCCUACUUAUUUAAUGUGAAUGAAUUGUGAAGCAUCAAUACAUAAAUAGCUGUUGUGAGUGAUUCCUUUGCAAAUAUUUGUAGCAUGUAGGAAUAACUGUUCCAUGUCAUCUUUAAAUUUUAUGAGAAUUCAUUUUAUUUGGAAGAAAUGGAUCUAUUUAGAGGCAUUUUCCAUUACUCUCUUCCCCCCAAAAUGCAACAGAUGUACAAACUUCCACAGGUGAUUGCAAGUGUAUUAAGCAAAUUGAAUGAUGGCAUUGUACGGGUAUAUAUUAUGUCAGGAAAUCUGAUAAUUAUUUAUUGAUAAAUGUGUCUUGGAGUUUAAAUUUUCACUAUUUUACUCAUCAGUGUUCGGAUAUAUUAAGAAAGUUCAAAGGAUAUAAAAAGAAGUCAGAUGCUAAUAUUUUCAAUUAAUAGUACUCUGUAUUAUCCAAGAUUGAAGAAAAUGUACAGUUUUAUAAUAAUACGUAGUUGCUUUUCUGGGAAAAAACUUUAGUCAGAAUUCUUGUUUUUCUUCGUUCUUUUACCAUUUGGUGUAAUUCAGGGUUUGGAAAUCCAGUAAAUUUUUAUAAACUAUUAGUGUAUUUAUUAAUUAGAUUUUUUUCCCUUCGACUUUGCCUAUUGGUGUGCUCAUGAAAACCAAAGAAAGGGUAAAUAAUCAGAGUAGUUUAUUCAAUAUUAAAUCAACAUUUAAAAUCUAUUCAUUUUUGCUCUAUUGAUUUAAAAUUAUUUCUAGUAAUUAUAUAACCUUUCUUGCAAAGUCAUACUACUUUCAACAGUGUAAAUGCAAUGAGAUGCAGUAGUAACACUCUUAGAUGUAUUCAAUAACAAUUCAUAUUGCAAAAAUGUAUUUGUUAUACUAUCAUUAAAGGAUUAAAUCAAUGAUACAUGAAUAAUUUUAAUAUUUAUAUUUGUGAAAAGUGUAACUAGAAAAAACAAAGUAGACUGAAAAGAAAAUACCUUCAAUGUUACUUGUAUUAUUUUGACUAUUUUCAUUAUCACAAAAAUUGUAUUUUCUGAAUUAAUACAUUCCUUUGUACAGAUCUUGUUAUUUUGAAAUUAAUAUUUCAGCUUGUCCAGCUAAAAAUGUUUGUUUUCAGCUUAUAUAAUGGAUUGCAAUUGAUUUAAAUAAAUAAAUAACUCAGGUUUCUCUAAGAAAGAAAAGAUGUAAAAUUAACCUGUUUAAUGAAGGUUUGUUUUCUCUAAAUAAUUUGGUUGUGCAAUACUUCUGGAAAAGGUUAUUUUAAAAUGAUAAAUUAAUGAACCCAAAUUGCACACGUAUUGUGCUUAAUUAAAACUUGAUUGAUUUUUAUAUAAAAUUAAUCAAUCAGAUGUUCUCAAAUAGAUGAUCUAAAUGAAAACACUGCUUAAAUGCUUCGAUGGUUAUGCCUUGGGAUCUACAAAUGUCAAUCCUAUAUUAGUAUUUCACCUGGGCAAUAUAAAUGAUCUCAUUGUGUGUAUACUCAAAGAAAUCAUAGCAAGUGCUUGAUGCUUCUUUUCCUCAUUUAUAUUGCUGAUUUUGUAUUUCAUACUCAAAAAUUAUUUCAUAUUGUAUCAUAUUUUCAGAAAUUCUAGAUGUAAUAAAUACUUCAGUUCGAGUUUCAUUUCAAGAAUAGGUUCAUAGGAUUGGCAUUUGCAAAGGACAACUAGGAGUGACAGUAUAAUAUUGUAUUAAAGUAACACAGAAGAUGAAAAUCAGUGAGAAUGCUUAUGUUUUCUUCCUUUAUUAAUCAACUGAAAGCUUAAUUUUGAACUACAGCAUUAGGGAGCUAAUGUUAAUAAAUCUAAUACGAAAUAAUGAAGUAUACAUGUAAACAAUAUAGACAUGAUGUUAUUUACAGUAUUAUUGUAAUGCAUGUAAUUAUGUGGAAAAUGAAGGAAAAUGAAAUAUUUUACUGUGUUCUUGAGUGAACAAUUGGAUCUCACAAAAAUAAAAUAUUACAGCAAUGAGAUUCAACUCAUCUAAUCACUGCUUGUUGAGACUGUGACUUUUCAGUACAAAAUGCUUCAUAGUCUUCCUGAAUAGUAUAUAAUACCACUCAUAAAGUCGAGUCUAUCAGAUGCUCUAAAAGUGAUAUUAGUAUCAAAAAAAGGGAGUUCUCUGCUCUACUUGAAUUUUCCUUCACUACUAUGAGAUUUGUAAAGGAACAAAUUUGUUUGGAUGUUCUUUAGUAGUUUUCCAUGAAAAAUUCUUUCGUAAUAAAAACAUUGACAACAUUCUUAAAAAUGAAAAUCAGAAAAUGUAGGAAACCAAAGAUGGCUUAUGACCAGUGGUGGUACAGGUUCAAUGGCAUUACAAUACUGAAUACUGAAAAACAAACAAAAAUAUUAAGUAGUCAGUUUCUGAUAGGGAUAUGUGGAGUUUUUGUACAAAGUAAAAUAUUAUAGGAAAGAUAUCUUUAAGACCAGAGGCUGGAUUGUACAAGUGUAUUUUGUUAAUCAGUAAAUGUGAAAAUCAAUGUUACUCACACCUCUGUAGUUUAAAAUGCCAUAUACUGUACUGUUCCCUUUUUUACUUUCCUGUAUACGUGCGUAUAUACGAAGUAAUAUACGUAAUAUAGAGAAAGUUAUGUAAUGCUGCGGAAAAUUGAUUUCGAGAUUUAAACUGAAAUACACGUUUUGGGGUCC